CUCGUUUCCGCCAUCGUCAUGUCCGCCAUAACCACUCAAGCUGUUGCAGAAACACUGGGCGCUGUGCAAAUCGGUGUUCUCUUCAGCACAUUCCUUUUCGGGAUUCUGUUUAUGCAAUGGGUGGCAUACUUUACUAGCAAGUUUAACGACGGUUGGACCAUCCGUGGACUUGUCUUCUGGGUUAUGCUCCUUGAUAUCGUUCACGUCGCCAUAUCUUGGGAGUAUCUCUGGAUGUAUACUGUUGCUAACUUCGGGGAUCCUACAACAUUAUAUGCUUCUCAUUGGCAAUAUGACAGUGGCCCUAUCUUUAUUGUUCUGACUGCCGCACCGACCCAAUUUUUCCUCGUUAACAGAACUCGGAAAAUGUUGGGACGCCAGCACCCUAUCCUUGCCAAUUGUAUCUUUGCGCUCGCCUGUACUCUUGGGUUCGUCCAGGUGUUUUUAGGGCUGUAUAUGUCUGGCAGUCUUCUCGCUCUUGACGCUAGCGGCACCGCGACCACGGCGGGCUACGUGAAAUUUGUACCCGUCGCCGUGGCCUGGGAGUCGGUUGCGAUUGCGACGGAUAUGACGGUAAUGAUAACCCUCGUUGCAACGCUCAUGUACAGAAGAACUGGUUUCAAGCAGACGGAUUGGAUGGUAUACAAUCUCGUUUUGGUUGCCAUUGAAUGCGCUUUACCUGUCACUCUCUUUACUAUUGGACAUAUCACCGGAGUUGUUGCUAGUCCUACGACAGCAAUCCACCAAUUGUUCGCCUGGUCGCAAGCGCGCUUAUACUCAAACACCUUGUUCCUCAACCUGAACGAACGUAGCAAGCUUCGUCGGGGUCAGGAUGCCACUAGCCACGGUUCCAGUAAUGUUAAGGAGGUCAACUUCCUCAGUGCUAUGGAGCGCGGUACCGGUCGGAACGCAAGCAGGCCUCAGGUUCACAUUGAUGUCACUCGGGAAGAACACUAUGUGAUGCAGUCGAUGUCCAACAAAGGGGACGAUUCUGACUUCAAACCCACCCCUCCCGUUUAA
This is a messenger RNA of Lentinula edodes (shiitake mushroom), 1017 nucleotides long. RefSeq lists its product as uncharacterized. Lineage: Eukaryota; Fungi; Basidiomycota; Agaricomycetes; Agaricales; Omphalotaceae. The record is from RefSeq and is a predicted model, not a curated record. The coding region runs from base 19 to 1017 and encodes 332 amino acids. The transcript has 16 exons.